Molecule: messenger RNA, 3131 nt
Organism: Anopheles coustani
Lineage: Eukaryota; Metazoa; Arthropoda; Insecta; Diptera; Culicidae
Gene: Ocrl
Product: inositol polyphosphate 5-phosphatase OCRL
Exons: 9
Coding region: 150-2786 (878 amino acids)
Biological process (GO): signal transduction; phosphatidylinositol dephosphorylation
Cellular component (GO): membrane
Molecular function (GO): phosphatidylinositol-4,5-bisphosphate 5-phosphatase activity
Source: RefSeq, a predicted model, not a curated record
UUGCAUAUUUUUGUUAAAAUAGCUACACCCACACGCUAGCUGUCCUGCUACGCGUGACGGAGAUUUCCAAGUACUAGUUCGCCCGGCAAGUUGCGCAAGAAAGUGAACGUUUGUUUAGCUUUAGCGAGCUCCACCGACCGAAUGUGAAAAUGACCAGUUCCAAUCAUGAUUCCAUCAUUAUCCGAACGGUGACACAAAAAUUCCGUGAAGGCGAAUCCGUGCUUGCAAUACUGGAAGCGUACCAAAUCGUCGGAAAUGAUUUCAAAAACCGCUUGCUGGUGACGGUCAGCUCUAGCGAGUCGGCGGCCCUGUUUUCCUUUUCCGUUUCCCGCAGUCCACCGGAAAGCAUUUCCGACCUUACCAUUGGAGCGGUUUUUCCCAUAAAUGAAUCAUUCUACGUCAAUCCAGAAUCCGGGUUCGGUUCAGUGUCAAGUCAUCAGUUUACCAUUUUCUCCGAAAAUCAACCGACCACGUUCUACUAUCAUGCCACCGACGAAAUAAGCAGUUCGAAAGAUCAUUUUUUGGCCUGCCUGAAAGGGCUUAUCGCUUCGUACCACUCCGCGCCCGAACCGGCCCGCUCUUCGGCCGCCUUCCGGUGGCUCCAGUACUACAGGCUGGGCGAAGAACGGACGGGCCAGCUGGCCAUUGACCGCAGCGUGGCAGACGGGAGCCAAGCGCCUAAAACGCGAGAUGCAAAAUUCCGCGAGGAACUCGAACGUCGCCGGCAUGAGUAUAUCGUCCACGAACCGUACCGGGUGUACACGGCUACCUGGAACGUGAACGGGAACACCUCGGAAGACAUUGAGCUGCCGGAGUGGUUGGCAACAACCGACACACCGCCCGAUAUUUACGCGGUCGGGUUUCAGGAGAUCGAGUGGACACCGGAGAAGAUUCUCAUGAACGAAACAAAAAUCGAUCGAACAUGGGUUGAUAAGGUUAUGAGUGGACUCCACAAAGGAGCUAUUUAUACCGAGCUCGCUUCCAUCCGUUUGGUGGGCAUGAUGCUUACCGUGGCUGUAAAAAGUUCUAUUUAUUCGAAGAUAAGCGAUUGCUACACCUCCGCCGUAGGGACUGGAACGCUUAAAUGGGGCAAUAAAGGUGGCGUUGGUGUGAGUUUUCAACUGAAUGAAUCCCUGUUCUGCUUCGUCAACACCCAUCUCGCGGCCCACACGCAGGAGGUGGAACGAAGAAACGAGGAUCAUGACGAAAUCAUCCGGCGGAUGUCGUUCGACAGCGGAUUCCGAAUGCGCUCGAUCGAUGAGCAUCACCACAUAUUCUGGAUCGGCGAUUUAAACUACCGGCUAGAUGGACAGGAUGUGACGCAGGAGUACGUUAACCGUAAGGAUCGCGAUUACAAUCAGCUUUACCAGCACGAUCAGUUGUACGUGGAGAAACGCCGGCACCGUAUCUUUCGCGACUAUAAGGAGGGAAAGAUUCUCUUUCCCCCGACCUACAAAUACAACCCCGGCACGGACGACUGGGACAGUAGCGAAAAGAGCCGCACCCCUGCCUGGUGCGACCGUAUCCUUUGGAAGGGUCAGCGCAUCGAGCUGCUGCGGUACGAGAGCGUAAUGCAACUGCGCCGCAGCGACCACAAGCCAGUGUAUGCCGACUUUACUGUCGAGGUUCAAACUAAGGACCAAGCGAAACUGAAAAAAGUGAGCGAAGAAGUGCUUAAAACUGUCGACAAGUACGAGAAUGAUAAUCAACCGCAAAUUACGGUCGAGCAGACCGACCUCGACUUUGGCCUUAUCCGCUUCAACGAGAAGUACUCCCGGGAGCUGCUGGUGGCGAACAAUUGUCACCUCCCGGUGCGCUUCCGGUUCGCCUGUAAGGACGAUAGCAACAGUCACGUGUGCGAAGAGUUCAUCCACAUCAGCCACACGGCGGGCGAGCUGCUGACCGGCAAUAGCCUUAGCAUCCGUAUCGAUAUAUUAGUUCAUCCGCGGGCCGCCUCACGGAUGCUGCAGAAGCUGCGGGAUGCGCGGGCCGGCUCAAACGUACCGCUCGACAUCCUGGUGCUGCACGUUGAGAAUGGGCGCGACAUAUUCAUCACCAUUUUUGGCGAGUACAAGCCGAGUUGCUUCGGCGUUUCGCUCGAUACACUGAUGAAGCUAAACCGGCCGGUAUCGGCGUACGCGAUCCACGAACUGGUGGCCCUGGCCAAGGAGGAGAAGCUGAUUGAUCUCGUCGGUGACGACGUUGGGGGCACUAAUCUGCGGAUACCGCGCGAAAUCUGGCGCCUGGUGGACUAUCUGCGCAACAUGGGCAUGCAGACGCCGCAGCUGUUCACCCAGCACCGAAGGCAGGUACAGGCGCACGAGCAGAAUCUGCUUGAAAUACGUGACUGGCUCGAUACCUGGUCGACACACGAUUUUCCGGGAACGCCCCACACGGCAGCUGAAGUGUUACUGAUGCUACUCGAGGCCCUCCCGGAACCGGUGGUGACAAUCAGCGAACGAGAGUGCAUCAUCAACUCGGACAACUUUGACCGCUGCAAGGAGCUGUUACGGACGAAGCUGAAAUCCGUCAACCGGUUGGUUUUCUUAUACAUCUGUCUCUUCCUGCAGGAUUUACGCGUGGCGAACGCUUCCGUUCGAAUUGAAGUGAUAGCCACCCUGUUCGGACGUAUCUUUAUCCGCAGUCAGCUCCCAGCAAAGCCGGAAUUUAGUAAUGGCAUUUACGCGUACACGGAAGGUGAACGGGACCAGCGUAGGAGAUUCAUGCUGACGUGCCUCAACGGUAAUCUGCGUGACUUUGCACGAAGCGAAAUGAGCACGCACUGAUCGGACAAAGCUUAGCGGGGUUUGCCAUUGGUACGGAAGAUGCUUUUCAUAGGUUGCAAAAACACUUAAAAUGUAUGAUUACCCAAACACUUAAAAAACACACACACACACACUCACCACUAGAAACCAGAGUGUUUCAAUAAAAUUUGGGAAUUUUGGAAACACUGCUAGAAGCAAUAUUAGCGGUAUACACUGACCCACACACACACACACACGUGUUGACAUGUAAAACCCUUCCCAAAGCAUACACCUGUGGCGGAAAAAAUGAUACAAAAAAAACAAAUAUUCAAGAAAACACCCGCCGCCAUAGUAUUCCUCAUUGUUGUGUGAUGAUGAUGUUGUAUU